Cornus florida is the source of this 5532-nucleotide messenger RNA. RefSeq lists its product as uncharacterized. The record is from RefSeq and is a predicted model, not a curated record. Gene Ontology annotation, biological process: mRNA processing; regulation of mRNA stability. The coding region runs from base 2033 to 3835 and encodes 600 amino acids. Gene Ontology annotation, cellular component: nucleus; cytoplasm. Lineage: Eukaryota; Viridiplantae; Streptophyta; Magnoliopsida; Cornales; Cornaceae. Gene Ontology annotation, molecular function: poly(A) binding. The transcript has 15 exons.
AUGAUAUGGAAAUCUUCUCAGAAAGCCCUAAAUCGUUCAAGAUCGAUCGAAAAUCUACCCUAGCUUCGAAGCUCAAAUCAUCUAUUUCCAAGAAACUUUUCGAAUUCCUCGGCAACUACACAGACGACGUUCUUGCUGUACUAACCCCCCUCUCUCUCUCACACACGCACACACAAAUGCACUGGAAGUAAGAUUUUGUAAAAUGACUGUAAUGUUAUUUUCAAUUGUUGACUGUGUUUGGUUGCCGAGAAUGUUGCGGAAGUUGAAAAGAAGAUUAGGGUUUAUAUCAUAAAUUAUUGUCUCUCUAGUUUCUCGACAAACAAACUGAACGUGAAUGAUGUUAACUUUCCAAUGCAAGUGCUGAAAAAUUUCAGCAUACGUAAUAAGAAAAAUGCUACUAAUAUGUGAACCUACCGAUCGAUAAAUUUGUGCUUCUUGUUUAUAUGCUGCUAGUAUGUGCAUUGACCAGUCGGUGGAUGCUUGAGAAUUUAAAUGGCUUCUCUGUAAACCUAGCUUUAUUUUAUUUUUUUCCUCCUAAAACAUUUUUUCAUUCUCAGACUUGAGCUUUCAUACUGUUGUGAGUAUUUGAAGUGGUAGGAAAGAAUGACUCUCCAUGGCUUUCUAUGUUAAUUGUAAAUGGAUUGAUGCUUGCAGUGGUCAGAAGCUUUGUUAAUUUUUUACUAAAAAUACUGUUAAUUCAUGCCAAUGGAUGAGUUUGUGACUUAGGAAGAGAAUAUUCUUCUUCUGAAAGCACUUUUUCUGCAUUAGCAGCCUAAAAUAUGAUAUGGCUAUUAUUCAGAAAAAAGAUGUGAUUGGGUUGCUUGGUUUAAACUUUAAAUUAAUCUAGAGCCUUCCCAACGAAAAAUCAUGACACUCUUUUCAUCAUUAUUUUCUCAUCUUUGCCGCAAAAUUCUGGGGAGAUUAUUGUCUCAAUGCUUGGACAAGCUUCCAGAAACUGGAAACUUUGGCCUUUAAUCUUCCCUUUUUUAUAUAAAAGCUCUUAAAGGAUCGAGAGUGAAGGGUCUUUUAGUCUGAAUUUUAUUGGGCUUGAUAAGAGCAAUAAUGCCAAUAACACUUUAAGCAUCUUCAACUCUCAAACAAAAUGGCGGAUUUAAGUCAGACAGCUCAAAAGUUUCCUAAUAUUUUUUUCUUCAUAGAUAGACUGAUUCUUCCUAAUAUCUUUGGAGGUUCAGGAGUCGUUUGGCAAAACUUUCCUUUUUACCCUCCUAGUUGAAGACUUUUACUUUGAAACUUGAGGAAGUACCACUAGGCUACAACCCUUAGUCAUUUGGCUAAACUUUGAAAAGAUUGUAGAAUUGUUGCUUAUUAAUCUGGCAAUUCUUUAAAUUUUUCGUAUCUCAUAAGCUUAUUUUAUCUUGUCUGGUAAACUUGGUAAUUUUUUUUUGAUCAAAUGAAAAUCUAUUUAAGAACUUCUAAAAUGCCUUAGAUAUAGAACUUAUUGGACCCGGAGACCUUAAAAGUUUGCUACCUUGUUACCAUAAUUCAAGCCCAUCAUAGUGUCCUUGCAUCUAUGUUCUUGUCAUCCUAAAUUUUAUUAUCUGAGUUCAAAUUUUGGUACAACUUGGAAGUCCAUAUCUAAUCUGAAUAUGUACAGAUAAUCUUGGGCUGACGAGUAUGAGGACGCUAUGUUUGACCUAAAAUAUUAGGUUUGUCUCUAAUAUUACACUAUAAGCGCCCCACAUAGUGGGACACAUACAGGGUAAUGCACUUUUUGAUCCAAUAAUAUUUGGUUAUCAUACUUUUGGGUUUCAAGUGAAUUGCUGGUACUAUAAUUUGUUGAUCAUAGGACAUUAUUUCAGUUGAGACCAGGUAAGUAGACCUCCUUAGACUUGUUUACAGGCCUACUCUAAAUGAUGCUGACUUGUUUCUGAAAAGUAAAAAAUUCUGGUGGACCCAUCCUCGUAAUGGUCAGAUAAAAAUAAUGCACUGCAGAUUGAUCUAUAUAACAGGGUAUAUUACAUUCUGAUAUUUUCUUUCUAUUUUCAGGAGUAUAUUACAGUUCUUGUAUGUAAUGGGAAGCAUCAGAAUCAGGCAAGAGAUAAUCUGGAGGCUGUGGGACUUUCUCUUAAAAUAUGGCCAUCAAUCAGAUUCAACCAUUGGUUUAUCAAACACAAAAGACGUCCCUGUGACCAGUCCCUGUAUCAGUCAUGCAAACAGGGAGUUGAGAAGCAGCAGGUCGCAGGACCAUCAAAAUCACAACGGUGGCAACACCGAUAGCUCACUGACCAAAACUAGGAAAUUCUAUCAGCCUUCUACGGAUGUGUGUAAUCCUUUUCCUUCAAGUGAUAUGGUUUCUGCUGAAGGUUUUCAAUAUCUCAAACGUUCUGUUGGUGCUUUUAAUGGGGUAAAUUUCAAUAAGGUUCAAUUGCAGAAACAAAGAAGUGGGAUUCUGAGGGAAGUUGGCGCGACUAAGAAUAUUCAUGAUAAUUCCUUAAUGCAUGAACCUAUUGGAAUGGGAGGCUCUUCUGUGACUCCAGUUGGAGUUGAGCUAAGCACUCAGUGUCUGGAUAAAUCUAAGAAGAUUGUUGAUUCUACUUGUGAUGAGUUUCCUGAUCAUCUUUUGUGCUUACCUAAAAAGGAAACAAUUUUCAGAAAUAUGCAGUCUUCUGUUGCAGAGGGUCCUUGCACUAGAAGAAUUCAUGCUGCCAAUGUUUCUGCAAGUUCUUCUCCAAGAGAAGUUGGUUCAGUAUCCAGUGGGAAUAAAAAGUCACGGGGCAGUGUGUGGGACAGAUUGGGCAAGCCUUGUGAAAACUCCUUCGUCAGCAAAAAAAUCGACACGCAUGGUGUUGAUGUUAUUGAGCAAGAUCAGAAAACAUUUGAUGAGCAUACAAUAUUGCGUCCUGAUCUUAAUGGGGAACUUGGUGAAAGAAUGAAAAGUGAAGCUAAUAAGCUUGAUAAGAGGUGCAGUGUUAACAAUUCUGCUGAAUACCAGAAAAUGGAGCACUAUGCUGCAAUAAGCGAACUUCAUGUUGCGAAUAAUAAUAGGCGGAAGAGACACUUCACGGAGAAUACAACUGGCCCCAAUUAUUUUUCCGUUUCGUUGGUGGGUGAGAGUAACAUGGAUUCACAAUAUAAAAGAAAUUCAAGGAAUUCUAAAAGAUCAAAUUUGACCUCAGAGAAGUCAGAAUCUGUUAAACCCGUUCUGGUUUCACAAGUGCAAGAUGUGAAAAAAAGGUUGCAUCAAAUUGAAGCGGAAAUGUCUAAGUUGCGGUCCAAGCAGCUCGGGAUGAAAAAAGAUGGUGAACCUAAUGUAUUAUCAAAUACUGGUGCAAUGAAGCUUUCAGAGGAAGAUGUUGAGUCGAGAACUGUAUUUGUGACUAAUGUACAUUUUGCUGCAACAAAGGAGGCUUUAUCUUUGUAUUUUGCCCAGUGUGGAGUAGUUCUUAACGUUGUCAUGAUGACUGACGGAUUGAUUGCCCAACCAAAAGGGUCUGCUUACAUUACUUUUGCCAGCAAGGAGUCAGUUGAUAAAGCCAUGGCAUUGAGUGGGACCUCAUUUUUCUCAAGGACUCUGAAAGUUAUGAGAAAGGCAGAUGAAGCUGCACCAACCCAGCUUGCUGCGAAGCCAUCACGAGCACAAUUACCACGGAUUAACCGAAAAGCAGUCACUGGCAGACCCUUUUAUGCCAGUUAUCAUCUUAAGUGGCGGCGAGAACCUGUUCCUGCUGCAUCUGAACCAUCAGCUUCAACAAGCGACGAGGACAGAGUUGGUGCUUGUGUCUCCCAGCAGCAGCCUCCGAGUUCAGUUGCAUCAGUAAUGACCACACAAGCUGCUGCAUCUUUGUCAACUGAGGAGGCUCCCAUAGCUGCCUAAUAUCUCGGGGCAGAAACCUAACAGUGGGAUUGGAUUUUUUGUUCAUAAUGAGGGUUAUUGACAUAAUUAGUGAAGGGGUUUGACUCAACUGAUGCCACUAUGUAGGUAGUUGCGAAUUUAGUAUACCAUAAUCAAUCAAGCUGAUUGUAUGGACCUUUAUAAUACAUAUGCUAAAUGCGAUUUUGUAGCACCUUUUUAUUGUUUCAGCAAUAGAUUUUAGCACAGGAUUAAUAAUAAUCCUAUUCUACUCGGGAUUUAUUUAUUCAAUUCUAACUCUUUCCUAAUCCAAUUCUAAUUCUCUUUACACUCCUAAAAACGAAGGAAUUAAAACAAAGUUUAGGCUUGCUUGCGUAAGAAGAAUAUGGAGUGGAGUUACCAAAGUCUAGGUUUCUUCUUAUAAGGCCUAAAGUAAGCAUUGUUCAUUAAAAUUAUACGUUACACAUUUGUUACUGUUGUAAUAUGUUGGGUAAACGUGCAACUAGAUUAAGCAAAGAGCAGUCUUGGCCAAGAUCAACUAUUCCAUCACUUCGAUUCUGAAAUUGGGAUUCCUCCAGCAUUGCCCUUCCUCCAGAAGUAUUCUCAAUAAUUGAAAUCUGUCGCCCUCUUGCUACCGCCCUCCCCCAAGACCGCCGGACUGAUUUCGCGCCUGUCAUCCUUCAUUAACAGCUAACAAGGCCGUUAAUUGUGGUUAUUAGCUUAAAAUUUGAUCCCCGACUAUAUUUCCCAGGUUUGGCCUAAUUUUGGGCUUCUUUCCUGUCCCAGUUUUUGAGUAUUUGGCCAAAUGGUCGACAUUGUAAUUAUACUUUAUUCAUUUAUUACAGUUGCUUAAAAUUCCCCAAAAAAAAAAAAAUAAAUAAAUAAACUUUUGGUGGUCAACUGACAUACCAGUGGAGUUUGAGUUCCAUUUUUUCAGAGAAAUGGGGCUAUUACAAAUAAAUGAUUUUUUACAGUUGGACUAUUUACCUUUUUCACGCGAGAUGACCAAAUUACCAUUUGACUACUCACUUUACCAAAGUCUUGAUACUCUCUCGCACGAUCUGAUCUGCACACACCACCACACCCACAUUCGAAACCCUAGCUCUCAGCAGAAUGAACUGCUCGCAAUCUCAGGCGAGGUGCCGGAAAGCCGGUGGUUUCGAGGAAGUCUGGGUUUCUGUUCGUGAAGCGAUUAAUAGAGAGACAUAUAUCGGUUUGCUUUACUCAGCUUUCUAAAAUCAUUCGCCCCUGUAGCAAACCCACCAUAUUCAAUCUUUCAGUUUAAUCAAUCACUCUCAAUAGUCGUUCCAUUUGAGCUCCAAGCUCAUAUAGUGUGUGUUGCGUGAAAUGGCACCGGGAGGGAUAGAUGUCAGCUGCUCUGCCUCAAAGGAAGAAGUAUUACCGGCUAAUGUUGUUGUCGGCAUGGACUGUUUGGGAAUCGAUGGAGGAACAUCUUCUAAUCUGAUUCUAAUGGAAGCUCCCAGAGUGACAAGGAAGAUGACGAAGGUGGUGUGCAAAUCAACUGCUUUUCCGAAGAGUCGGAUAGUGUUACUCUCCACUUUCAGAUCAUACGUCUUCAAAAACAGAUUAUUGAUGUGGUGUAUGCGAAGCAUUGCUCAGAUGCAGUAAAAUUACCCAAUAUAAGUAGUCAGAUAUAUGCAUGGAUCGGUUGCAACUCAGCCAAUUUCGGAAAUUUAUAUGCCGCUCUGCUGGCAAGACCU